Molecule: messenger RNA, 1393 nt
Organism: Eucalyptus grandis
Lineage: Eukaryota; Viridiplantae; Streptophyta; Magnoliopsida; Myrtales; Myrtaceae
Product: plasmodesmata-located protein 2
Exons: 3
Coding region: 154-1017 (287 amino acids)
Biological process (GO): transport of virus in multicellular host; plasmodesmata-mediated intercellular transport
Cellular component (GO): plasmodesma
Source: RefSeq, a predicted model, not a curated record
ACAGGACAUUCACCAAUCCAUAGUAUUAUAUUAUCACAUUUAAAGGAGUUUGAUUGGUUCACUUGCUCACUUCUCUUCCCCACCAUCUUGAAUUAUGUCCUCCUGAUUAUCACGUCCGUCGUUACAACAGGAACUGGUUCAAAUCUCGAUCUAAUGGAAACGCUCUCUCCGUUUUCUCUGCUGGUUUUCUCUGUCGUUCUAGGGUUUGUCAUGCCUUGCGCCAACGGUCUGCUUAAACCGAGCACAAACUACACCUCGUUUGUGUACAAUAACUGCUCCGGCGACACAUUCACGGACUCAAAUGGAUUAUCUCAUUCCCAGACGCUCUCAACCCUGUUCCAGGAACUGGUCUCUCGCUCCUACCAAUCCAAGUUCUACAAGGCCACAGUGGGAGACUCUCUCUCCGGCGUCUCCGGCCGGUUCCAUUGCAAUAACGCUCUGACAGACUACCAGUGCCAUCAGUGCGUCGCUAGGAUCCCCGAGAUAUCGCGUACUCUAUGCAGCAAGUCAAUCGCGGGUAAGAUUCGGCUCUCCGGGUGCUACCUCCAGUACGAGACCGACCAGUUCUCAAUCAGGAAGGCGGAGAUCUUGCCCCGUGGUGGCGGCGCUGGCGUAUCCAAGUAUGGGAUCGAUCACAAGAACUGCGACGAGUCGGGCGAAGCGGGGGGGAUCGAGGGGUUUGUGGAGAAGAGAGACGCGGCUCUCGAAGCGCUCGAGGAAGGCGUGGUGCAGGGGAGAGAGGGAGCGGGAGGGAGGUACGAGACGGAGUACGGGCCGUUCAAGGUGGAGGCGGAGUGCGACGCCGAUCUGGGGCCGUGCGACUGCGGGGAGUGCGUGAACGUGGCGGUGGAGGUGGUGAAGGAGGAGUGCCCACAGUCAGUCAACGGUGGGGUAUUCCUCGACCGAUGUUCGGUGAGCUUUCAGUAUUAUUACGGGGAGGCGGAGGGGGAGGCGGAGGCAACGGCGGUAAUUGGUAUCCAGGGCGUGGAAAUGGAGAAGAAACAGGAAAGCAAAUAGCGAUCGUGCUGGGAGGAGCUGGAGCUCUGGUGUUAGGCUUUCUCUUCUUGUUGCUUAUCAGAUCGUGCGGCAAGAAAGACGAUGACUGUUGAGGAGAACUCACGAGUCUUCCAAGCCACACGCAGCCUUUGGCUACUCUCUCACUCUAAGAGAGAGAGAGAGAGAGAGAGAGAGAGAGAGAUGAUGCAGAUGGAGCAGAUAUGACUUUUGGGGACUACAUCAAUUUAUUUGGCUUUAGAUACGUGACUUGUGAAAUGUCACUUUCUUUCUAAUUAGGGUCAACUUGUUAGAAAGGGCGGAUUUCACUGUACAUGGACGUGAUUGUUCAUAUAGUGUCUUGUGAUUAUAAUUUAAUCCAUGCCUUUUUCAUUUUUUU